GUUUCACAUGAAACAAAAGUUGUAGAAAUGUCGAAUGAGUGUAAAAUGGACAAGGUGUUUUCAAGUGUUGAUAUUCUCAGCAGCAAACAGAAUGCUAUACUAUGUGCCUUAUCAAAACAUUUGGCCAUAGACACAUUAGAUUUUUCAUGGUGGAAUCUGCGAAUUUUCUUCUAUCUGUUAGUUUUUGUUAGUGUUAUUCUAAUAUUUAUUUACCGCUCAUUUAAAUUAGCAAAGUUUUACAUGAAUUAUGACAAUGGAGUACUAGCUUUGAAUAAAGCUACUUAUGAGAAUGAUACUCUUACUGCCUUGCAAUUGGCAAGUAAAUAUCCAUGUGCUAUUAAUAAACCUAUAGGACCAGACCAGUUUACUCCAUUUUUGAGAGCUUGUUUUCAUGGCAACACUCAAUUGGUAAAGUAUAUGCUGCAACAUGGAGCCGACGUGACUUCGAAAACAAUAAAAGGAGAGACGGGAUUGUAUUUGGCUGUGUAUAAUAGGAUAAAGAAUAGGCAUCAUAAGGAUGCAUCCUGCAUACAUACCCUUUACCAUGCAGGAUCUGAUAUCGAGGAAACGAACAUGAAUGGUUUUACUGCUCUUCAGGUUGCUGCGAUAUUUGGACAUACUUCCUUAGCAAAGUGGCUUGUCAAGAAGAAUGCAAAUAUAAAUGUGAACCCGUCGCCGUAUAUCCUAUCAAAAACUGCCGGACACUAUGAGACAACUGAAUUUUUCAAAACUUUAGGGUAA
Molecule: messenger RNA, 741 nt
Organism: Nicrophorus vespilloides
Lineage: Eukaryota; Metazoa; Arthropoda; Insecta; Coleoptera; Silphidae
Product: ankyrin repeat and SOCS box protein 12-like
Exons: 5
Coding region: 28-741 (237 amino acids)
Molecular function (GO): protein binding
Source: RefSeq, a predicted model, not a curated record